Truncatella angustata is the source of this 1594-nucleotide messenger RNA. RefSeq names its product NADP-dependent oxidoreductase domain-containing protein. The coding region runs from base 330 to 1406 and encodes 358 amino acids. NCBI's taxonomy places the organism in Eukaryota, Fungi, Ascomycota, Sordariomycetes, Amphisphaeriales, Sporocadaceae. The transcript has 3 exons. The record is from RefSeq and is a predicted model, not a curated record.
UGGUGUUAAUGCCGAAAUUGACCACCACUGGUCUGUCAUCUAUGUAGUACUACAUCAAAGCGGCUCGCACACCUUUCCUAAGGGCACCUCGGCAGUAGAGAUGUAUUGAAGAGAAACCUAAUAACGAUGCACCACUGCAAACGAGGCAUAAUGACAUCAACACCCCGCACCGCAGUGCACAAAGUGUUGCAAGGCACGGGCGGAAGCCUUAAACCCGGGAGUGAUGCGGAGCACUCAAAUGAUACUUAAAUGGAGAUGCGUGCCCGUUUGAAUAUGCUCUCGUACAAAUGACAAAGAACUAGGCGUCAACACUCAUCAAUAUCGCAAAGAUGGCAGAACUACCCAAGCCUCUUCAGGAAAGUCUCGACGCGACCAAGGUGUCGUAUGCUCAGCUAGGUGAAUGUGGACUUCGGGUUUCCGUGCCAAUUCUUGGCGCAAUGUCCUUUGGUCAUAAGGACUGGCAACCAUGGGUCGUGGACGACGAAGAAGAGGUCAACAAGCUCCUCAAAGGCGCAUACGAUGCUGGUCUCAAUACCUGGGACACAGCCAACGUCUACUCUAAUGGCGUGUCCGAGGUGAUGAUCGGGAAUGCCAUCAAGAAGUACGAUCUCCCUCGCCACAAGUUAGUACUUCUCACCAAGUGCUUCGGGGUCGUUGGAGAGCAACCCGGCACGACACAAAUGCGCUACGGUGAGCAUUUAAAGCAAAGCAAAGACUACAUCAACCAAGGUGGCCUGUCCCGUGCUGCGAUAUUCAACGCCGUUGAUGCCAGUCUAAAAAGGCUGCAGACAGACUAUAUAGAUCUGCUGCAAAUCCACCGCUUUGAUAAGACUGUCCCAGUCGAGGAGACCAUGAAGGCCUUGCAUGACUUAGUGCAGAGCGGAAAAGUCCGCUACAUCGGCGCUUCAUCCAUGUGGACGUAUCAGUUCGCCAAGAUGCAAUCUGUGGCCGAGAAACACAACUGGACCAAAUUUGUCAGCAUGCAAAAUCACUACUCGCUGUGCUACCGCGAGGAAGAACGUGAAAUGAACAAGUACUGCCAGGAGACCGGCGUGGGUCUGAUCCCAUGGUCGCCGCUCUACCGUGGGUUGUUGGCACGGCCGCUGGGCUCCGAUGCGACGGUCCGGGAAGAGUCAACCAAGGGUUCACCUUUUAGUACCCCCGUCUCGGAGGCGGACUCUACCACCAUCAAAAGAGUUGAAGAGCUUGCACAGAAGAAGGGGUGGAAGAUGAGCCACGUCGCGCUUGCUUGGAUCAUACAGAAGGGGACAAUCCCGAUCGUGGGCUUGAGCAACUUGGGUCGACUUGAUGAAGCUGCGGGUGUGAAGGGGAAAAGUUUGACCGAGGAUGAGAUCAAGUAUUUGGAAGAGCCUUAUCAGCCGAAGAAGAUUCAAGGUCAUCAGUAAGGUCCUUUGGGUGUUUAUUGGCAGGGAGCGCUGGCACGCUGCUUUUUCCAGCUCGAAUGUGAAUGUGCGCACUCCAAGCUUCCGUACGUACUGCGCCUUGCUUCUAUGAACGUCAAAUUAGAAUUUCGUGUUGUCCUGAGAACAAUGACAAACGUAGCUUGAAAUCUAUGAUUCCCUUUCAUUAGCUA